AUGGACUUCGUCAUGAAGCAAGCGCUGGGCGGGGCCACCAAGGACAUGGGGAAGAUGCUGGGGGGUGAGGAGGAGAAGGACCCCGAUGCGCAGAAGAAGGAGGAGGAGAGGCAGGAGGCCCUGCGCCAACAGGAGGAGGAGCGGAAAGCCAAGCACGCCCGCAUGGAAGCGGAGCGGGAGAAAGUCCGGCAGCAGAUCCGUGACAAGUACGGGCUGAAGAAGAAGGAGGAGAAGGAAGCAGAGGAGAAAGCUGCUCUGGAGCAGCCAUGUGAGGGCAGCCUGACGCGCCCCAAGAAGGCAAUCCCAGCAGGCUGUGGGGAUGAGGAAGAGGAGGAGGAGGAGAGCAUCCUGGACACCGUCCUCAAGUACCUGCCUGGCCCGCUGCAGGAUAUGUUCAAGAAGUAA
Cinclus cinclus is the source of this 405-nucleotide messenger RNA. It is a transcript of the gene CPLX2, whose product is annotated as complexin 2. Gene Ontology annotation, molecular function: syntaxin binding. Lineage: Eukaryota; Metazoa; Chordata; Aves; Passeriformes; Cinclidae. The record is from RefSeq and is a predicted model, not a curated record. Bases 1 to 405 code for a protein of 134 amino acids. The transcript has 3 exons. Gene Ontology annotation, cellular component: terminal bouton; SNARE complex. Gene Ontology annotation, biological process: synaptic vesicle exocytosis; regulation of neurotransmitter secretion; neurotransmitter transport.